UUUAAUUCUUGCCAGGCAUCAAUCAAAAUAAAUCAUGGCGUAUUUUGUCUACUUCUCUCAAGGUUUUGCAAAGUGGAAGCUCACAUGUUUGAAGUAGUUUUGACAGAUAAUUCACUUUCUGUGUUUCCUGACAUUCCCCAGGUGACUCACAUUUCUCUGAAAGAGAAAGGGAAAAUACCACAAAACAGACUUUGCGAGCAUAAUUCUGUGCUGUCUUCCUGUUACCUCUCAUGCAGGAUGGCUGGCGCUCAACUCAAGAGCAAUUCUGUUGAAGUUAGUCACCAUGAUGCAUUGCUUCCUCACCAACAAAAACUUUCCAACCUCCAUGAGAUUAACUCUUCCUUUAGCGUAUUAUGCUGUACAGAUCAAGGAAUGCUAGAGCCAUCGUGCAAAUUAGUUAUUAUUAAUUAUUCUUCUGGAGGAGACUCAGGGAAGUUGCUUUCUACAACUUCCCACAAGGAGGUUGUGGAGAGGUGAGGGUCAGCAUCUUCUUCCAGGUUACAGCAAUAGGAUGAGAUGGAAUGGCCAGAAGCUGCUCCAGGCAAGGCUCAGGUUGAGUAUUAGGAAACAUUUCUUCUCAGGCAGAGCAGUGGCACAGCUGCCCAGGGAGGUGUCCCAGAGCUGUGGGGACGUGGCACUGAGGGACGUGGUCUGUGAGCAGGUGGGGUGAGUUGGGCUGGACUUGGUGAUCCUAGAGGACUUUUCCAACCUUAAUGAUUCAGUGAUUUGUGAUAUAGCCUUUGCGAAGCUUUGACACCGAGGCAAAAGGUCAGGAUUCAAUAACUGGAGACUCCCUGUUUUAAAGCACCCUCGCAGCAAAAAACAAGCUCUGAUCGAGUCCUGCUGCAGAAGGAGGGGGGCAGGCAGCACCUCCCGGGCACACAGCCUAACACAGCCCAGCAUCGCUGGUGUUCAGUGAGACAAACCUCAGCAUCUCCUGACUCACCCCCCACACCCCGGCGCCAUCUUGUGACUCGGCACCCUCCCACCGUCCCUGGGAAACUCCAUUCCCCGUGAAGCCCCGCGGCAGGGUGGCGCUCCGGGAAGGCGGGGCGGAGGGCUGCGGGUUCCGAGCAGGUCGUUCUCCUGAAAAGGCACCGAAGGCAAGAGGAUGGAAGCAGGAAGCAGUGCCAAGGAAGCAGUGCUGAUCACGGGAGGAGGAGGUUAUUUUGGCUUCCGUUUAGGUUGUACCAUAUACAGAAAGGGAGUUGAUGUGAUUCUCUUUGAUGUCACGAAGCCACUUCAACCUGUGCCAGAAGGGAUAAAGUUUAUGCAAGGGAACGUCUGUUGUCUGGCUGAAGUGGAAGAGGCUCUUAAAGAUGUAAUCUGCGUGUUCCAUAUUGCUUCCUAUGGAAUGUCUGGCAGGGAGCAGUUGAACCGAAAACUUAUAGAAGAUGUUAACGUGAAAGGAACAGAAAAUGUCAUCCAAGCCUGCAAGAGCACAGGAGUGUCAAGUCUGGUUUAUACAAGUACAUAUAAUGUGAUAUUUGGAGGCCAGAUUAUAGAAAAUGGGGAUGAAUCUCUGCCUUAUCUACCUCUUCACCUCCAUCCAGAUCACUACUCCCGGACCAAAUCUUUAGCUGAAAUGAAGGUGCUGAAGGCAAAUGGUACUGAGCUUGGAAAUGGGAAAGGUGUACUGAGGACUUGUGCUCUCCGACCAGCAGGCAUCUAUGGGCCAGGAGAGCAAAGACAUCUUCCAAGAAUAGUUAGUUACAUUGAGAGGGGACUGUUUAAAUUCGUAUACGGAGAUCCUCUUAGUUUAGUAGAAUUUGUACACGUUGAUAAUCUCGUUCAGGCUCACAUCCUUGCCUUUGAGGCCCUCCAAGCCAACAAAAAGCACAUAGCUGCAGGCCAAGCCUACUUUAUUUCAGAUGGCAGGCCAGUAAACAACUUCGAGUUUUUCCGACCACUAGUAGAAGGUUUGGGAUACAAGUUCCCAACCUGCCGCCUUCCUCUCUCACUUGUCUAUUUUUUUGCAUUUCUUACUGAAGUAGUUCAUUUUCUCAUCGGCCAUGUUUAUAAUUUUCAGCCUCUCCUCACUCGCACAGAAGUUUAUAAAACUGGUGUCACACAUUACUUUAGCAUGGAGAAGGCCAGGAAAGAGCUGGGGUACGAGCCUCAGAAAUACAGCCUGAAUGAAGUGGUUGAGUGGUUUAGAUCUCAGGGCUGUGGACCAAAGCCAAGGAAGUAUACCAUUACACAUCUCCUUAGGGAUGGAGGACUGCUCUUGCUGUUUAUUGCUGUGCUGGUCUCAUGGUUUCCAUCUGCAGUUAUAUUUUCACCCUGAAAUGAAGCACUGAGUAUGGAGGACAGGAUUUAGUUACGUUGUAUACUCUUUGUUUUCAAGUGAAUUAAAAAUAUAUAUAUGUUUGUACUUCUUGCAUUAAUAUCUUUAACAGUUCUGUCCCCAUUGAAUAGAAUGGUUGAGCAAAAAUCUUUAAUUUUUAUAACAUAUCAUUCUUCUUCAAAGUAAAAUUGAUCAGGUCACUAAAACGAUGGAACUGUACUGCUGCAAGCAGCAUGUUAUUUUCUGGUGCAGUGAUACCUUUAAGACUGACCUUUUCUACCCAAUAGCUUAUACUCUUGGUCCAUAUCUUUUAUUCCUAAGAAAUUUGUGCUCCAGAUGUGAUCCAGAGGGGAAAAAACUUACUCUUUGAUCACAUUCCAAACCAAGUUCUGCUUUCCAUCUCGAAUGCAUAUAUGCCUAACCAAUAAUUUGGCUUAGUUGCUAGAAAAUAAAUUACUGUUAUUUUUUAAACUAAUACAUUGUGGUGUACUUUUCUGAAUAAACUCUGUGUUAUAUCUAAUGACUCUUCUGGAAAAUGUACAGUUGUGUACCUAAGUUACAGCUAAGUGCUUGAAGCAGCACAGAUUUGUAGAUUUUCUAACUAAAAUAUUCCUGUUGAAGAUGAAUGAGUUAGCUAAAGUGCAUUAUGAAACAGCUGUGAUUUUUCCCAGCAUUACUGAGCAGUUAAACAAUCAUAUUUAAAGGACUCUUGUUAAGUGAUUACACUCAUAUUCCAUUCCUUAUAAAAUCUUUAUAGCCUCUGAUAACAUUCCUUUAGUGUUUGAUAUCAUUAGAACUUCAACUUUAUAGCAGGAUGAUAAACCAAAAGAAACUAAAUGUAAUAGUUAAGGGACAGCUCAAGGCAGCACUCACUUUUCUUCCCCCCACCUUCCCCUCCAUAACAAGGAAUAAAUUGAGGCAGUGUUUGCAUCCUAGGAGUGUUGAACUCCUUUAUCAAAAGCUACUGUGCUUCCAACAGAUAACAUUUCACUGUUCUACCACACCGACUGCAGAAGGGUCACUUACCAGAAGCCAUUAAUAUACGUCAUCAUCAGUUUGCAGGAAAAUUAAUCUUUCAUUUUAAUAAAAGAUGAAGAAAAAAAAAAGUGACCUCACAAGAGCUUUGGCCUGCUGUUCUCCUAGAGGGCCACGCUUUUCAAAUGAAAACCACUGGUUACUUCCUCCUCUCCAUCCUCUGGUUCUGACACAAUGUUAGCAAAAGUAAAUGAAAAGAUUUUAAUGCUAACAGAAGCAACAAAAAAAAAGACAAUGUACAAGAAAUUGCAGAUGCCUGCUAGCUACAGCCGUAACAUCGGUAUUUCAUGCUAACUCUUGUAAAAAGCAGAUCUUUUUAAGAUGUGGAAUCCCACUCCUGUGCCCUACAGGAUUUUUUUUUUUUCUAUUUGCUAUUACAAAAAAAAGGAGCCACUACCAUGCAUACUUAUCUUAAUGGUGGGGUUGACGGAAAAAAAAUAAUCUAUGAAAGUGUCCCAAAGUGUAAACACAUGCUGUUAGUGCUGGCUGAGGUUAAAGUCCUGGAUAUCUGUUUGUGUACAAAGAAAACUUGGGAUGGGUGGCAAAGACACAAAUACCAAAACUGAAGCAGCUCAACAUCCUGCAGAACAAGCACAACAGGUGAAGCUCUUCAUCUGUCUGGAGUCAAGGACAGAACUCUUCACUUAUAACACAGCAAGAGGUGCUAUUUUGUCCUAACUGCCCAUAACUUAUGCUUGAGCACAUGGUGCUAAAUCAGCCCUAGUUGAGAGAAACAAGCAGCCACUUGGCAAUGCCUACCCCAAACCAAACAGCAGCCUAUUUGGCUCCAUCUAGUAAACAAAGCAAGAGUCAUGUUUGCUCUGUAAGUAAACUACAGAAGAGAUGAAGGAUACGUUCCCUGUUUUACGUUCCAAAAUGAAAAGAAGAAAUGUAAGGCUUCAGGAGUUACUUUUAAAUUACUUUAUAAAAAUUACUUAAGACUUACGUGUGCACAAAGCUAGUCACAGCUGCUCUAUUUCAAGUAUUUUUAAAAUGAGAAUUAUUUUUCUGUUAUUACUACUUUUAAAGGAGCGACUGAGUAAAUUAAGGUAAUUCAAUUGUUUUGUCUCUUCCAAAACUUUAUCUAUUAUUUGUUUUCCUUAAAGUGAAUUACCAGAAAUACACCUUAAAACUCAAAAAGCAGAAAUGAAAGUUUGCUAGAGCUCAGAGUUAUUCUGCAACGGGUAAAAAGAAUGGUGCUGAUGGUUUUAAAUAUCUCUUGGCAGCUGCUUAAUCUUGCAUAACGCAGCACGUCAGCAUAAAACUAAUGUCUGCCAGAUGCACAUGAACAACUUAUGAUGUGUGUGUAUAUAUGUUUUAGAAGUUUAAAUGUCAAUGAUCCUUAAGUAGUAUGUUUUUUGUAGCAUCACCUUCUAAGAGACCCAAUUUUUCUUUCAUUUCUAUCGCUAAUUGCCACAUACUUGCAGCAGUACAGUGAUACCUCAGCAGCAUAAAUGCCUCAUUGAUUCCAGCUCAACAUAUAUACAUUUUUUAUUAGAAGACUGAGCAAAAUUUGAUUCCCAAGAAUCUCAGCAAAACAGAAAUUCACAAUACAAAGACAUCAUGCCUUCACCCAGAAACACUUAUGCCCAUGCAAUUAAGACACCCUUAUUAGCAGAAAGUGCGUUAGUACAGUUUUACCGUGAACAAAGUUCCAAAUGACUACAAAUUUCAGCUCUGCCUUCUUCAGACGUUAUUGUUUGAGUUGAUACAAACCUGAUGCUCACUACAGCUGGAGUUAGUAUCUACCUGUUACUGGAAAAGGUCAGUUAGGAGUUGCAUGUUAAACAUGAUCUUUGGCCUUUUCCUUCUGCAGUGCUUGUUUGUAUCCAGAUGAAGUGUAACAAUAAUGACUUCAUGAAAACAAUCAUUAAGUCAGUUCAUCUUAACAAAUACAGAAAUGCCCUUCCUCCAACCUCUGGUGCCACACCAUAACAUUCCAGCAGACCGCUGUUCAAUUAGAACUCAUGCAUACUGCCUGGAGAUUUGAAGUCAUGACAUUCAAUAAACCACACUUAAACAAAGAAGCUUCUGGGAUCAUUCACAUCACUGCUAUCAAAACAUUUUUAUUAAAAUAAGUUAUUUUAAGAAUUUAAAAUAGUUUCCAUAAGAAUAUAACAAUUCAACCGAUAACAUUCUUCUAAAUGAUUUUCCUCCUAGAUUAUAAAAUUAGCAUGCACAUUCAAACCUUGUUUCAGAUUAAAACAGCUGCAACUGUAAAGAAGUUGCUUGAGUCCACCUUGACAAAGAAUUGAGAGACAGGCUUUUGGAGUUAAAACAAUGCAAGAUACAAGAAACAGUACAUAGCCUUGCAUAACACUCAAGUCAACCAAGCAGCCAAAGCAGUAAUUUUCUUCUGAAUGUAACAUGUUUAUACUCAGGGGAAAAAAAAAAAAAAAAAGUCUUUCUGAAAAACUAAAUGGAUUUUCAUAAAUACCAAGGAGUACCUCUUAUGACUUUAAAUAUGAUGUUUGCAUGGAGAUUAUACACACAACUUUCUGAAGAACUGUAAGACGUGCUAAUUCUUAAACAUUUGCACAGCAGCAAGGAACUCCUACGUUCAUCAUGCAGUGGCUGUUCUGUGUCAGGUAUAGACGUAAGGAAAGUAGUCGAGCCAAAUGAUUCACCCAGGCCAUGUGGCUAUGUCUGCUCUGGAACUGAGCUAGAAAUAAUAAAACUAAACCACAACAGCCUAGAGAAAUAGAAUUUGGUCUCCCUGAGCAUUAGUAUCUUGUGGUCCCCUGUUUUUUGUGAUCAGUACAAGCCCAGCUGUUAUUCAGCUGCCUAAAAAUACUGUUCCACCUGUGGAAACAGCCUCAGGACCUUCCAGACACAGCUUCUGGCCACCUUAUCUGACCAACAGUGACAACACAGUGUUCUCAGAACAUUGAACACGACACACACU
Molecule: messenger RNA, 6227 nt
Organism: Phasianus colchicus (ring-necked pheasant)
Lineage: Eukaryota; Metazoa; Chordata; Aves; Galliformes; Phasianidae
Gene: SDR42E1
Product: short chain dehydrogenase/reductase family 42E, member 1
Biological process (GO): steroid biosynthetic process
Molecular function (GO): oxidoreductase activity, acting on the CH-OH group of donors, NAD or NADP as acceptor
Source: RefSeq, a predicted model, not a curated record